CCAACAGUCAGUUGCUUUUGUUUUGUUCUUUUGAUGCGGUGAAUUUUAAUUUGCGUUGCUUGAUCCAAUCAAUCCUGAGGAAAUUGCUCAUGUUUUCUGCCUUGAUUACGCGAAAACUCAAUUGAAAUACCCGAGCCGGGAUGUCGGUCGCAAAGUUUACCCAACACCUUGGAACGGCACCCAAAGAUGUUCCCGUCGGCACCAAGACGUCGAGGCCAAAAUCCAGACACGUCAAAGCUUCCUGGGCAGGAAUUGGGCUAGCAUUUUUAGGGUGGGUUGGUGUUAGACAGACACGUUUUAUUCUUUCCGAUGUGACGACGAGGCUCGAUUCGACAGAUUCGUCGACUGGCCAUGAACAGAACAUGGAUUUUCACGUUUCUUGGGCAGAUAUUGAACCCAGCACGACCUUACGGUGGCAAGAGUGUUACACGGGGCAGUAUGACUGCGCUCGAUUGGAUGUCCCGAUGGACUGGCAGAAUCCAUCCAGCGACCGGGUAGUCAUUGCAGUCAUCCGACUAAAUGCAACCAGCCACGCGGACUACCGUGGGCCUGUAUUUUUCAAUCCAGGGGGACCUGGUGGCUCCGGUAUCUGGUCAAUGUUGGAUCAUGGCGAACUUGUGCAGAAAGUAGUAGGAAAUAACCAUGACAUUAUCACUUUUGACCCACGUGGUGAUAGAGUACUCAGGCUGAUCAAACCCACUCCGCCAGUUGGUGCCUCGACUCCACUGAUCAACUGCUGGCCGACUGAUCAACAACGGACAUUCUGGAGCCUCACUGAUGUGGGCGUGUCCGAUUCGCACCCGGGUAUGAUUUACGAUGAAUAUUACCGCGCUUAUGCUACCUCUCAGCUCUGCGAGGCGAACAUGGCCAAGUCCAAAAUUCUUGAGCACAUCAGCACGGCAUCCCAUGCUCGGGAUAUGCUCGAGAUACUGCACCAGAUGGGCGAGGAUAAGCUCAAGUACUGGGGAUUCAGCUACGGAACUGUCCUCGGAGGAACCUUUGCCGCCAUGUUUCCCGACAAGGUGGAGAGGCUUGUUUCUGAUGGAAACGUCGACCUCAGAGAGUGGUACACCCACGUGCACACCAACUUCCCCCGCGACGCUGACAAGGUGAUGCAAGCAUUCUACGACCUCUGCGCAGCUGCCGGCCCGUCAAAAUGCGCCUUCCACUCCUCCUCUCCGGCCGAGAUCGAGCGACGGCUCCACAGGCUCCUGGACCGCCUGCGCAAGAACCCCAUCAUCAUCCCGGCCAAGACGGGCCAGGAAAGCGAAGGACCCGAGAUGCCCGAGAUCGUGACCUACUCCAAGCUCCGCCGGCUCAUCGCGGGGGCGCUGUACCGACCCCUGUACAAGUUCCCAGACUUUGCGCGCGUGCUGGCCGCGCUCGACAAGGGCGACGGCGGCCCUUACUACGAGGCCACCGAGGCCGGCAUGCCGCCGCUGUCGUCUUUUUGCUACGCCACACCCGUGGAGCCCGGCGCGCCGCUGGCGGGCGUCGUGGAGAGCACGGCCGAUGCGUUUCCUGCCAUAUCCUGCGCCGACUCGGAGGAGUGGACGGGCACGGUGGAGGACUUUGUCAAGAUCGGCGAUGAGAUUCGGAACCUCAGCUGGGCUGUUGGGGCACUCGACACGAGUCUGCGUGCGCAGUGUGUGGGCAGGAAGGUCAGGCCCAAGUAUAGGUUUGCCGGACCAUUCGAGGCCAAGACGUACUUCCCGAUCCUUUUCAUCGCCAACAUGGCCGACAACAUCACGCCGCUCAUCAGCGCCCGGAACAACUCGCAGGGGUUCGAAGGGUCAGUGGUUUUGGUGCAAAACUCGUACGGUCACACCACUCUGUCGACGCCUUCCACCUGUACCGCCAAGCACGUGAACAGGUACUUCCAAGAUGGAAUCCUUCCGGAGCCGAAUACAGAGUGCGAGCCUGAUUACGCCCCGUUCGACAACCUUGAUGAGCCAGGGGUUGAAAAGUAUGUCCAUGCUGGUGUCAACAACCAGGAUUAUGAGCUUUCGAAGUCUAUUAAGCAGCUUUGUGGAAAGGCUGGUGCGAGAUUGGGGCAACGGCCGCUUUGAAUAUUUACUUUUUUUGCUCACGUCUUUGGAGUUUGGGAUUGAUCUGUUAGUGCCAGAGGCAAAUUCGUAUAUUUUACUUGUAGAGUCAGUACACUUACGUAUAUAGAAGUUCUCG
Pyricularia grisea is the source of this 2184-nucleotide messenger RNA. RefSeq lists its product as uncharacterized. The transcript has 8 exons. The record is from RefSeq and is a predicted model, not a curated record. Lineage: Eukaryota; Fungi; Ascomycota; Sordariomycetes; Magnaporthales; Pyriculariaceae. The coding region runs from base 141 to 2069 and encodes 642 amino acids.